Molecule: messenger RNA, 823 nt
Organism: Westerdykella ornata
Lineage: Eukaryota; Fungi; Ascomycota; Dothideomycetes; Pleosporales; Sporormiaceae
Exons: 3
Coding region: 203-640 (145 amino acids)
Source: RefSeq, a predicted model, not a curated record
CGACCCCCCGCCCCGCCAGCUGCCCUACCAGAUGCUCUGUCGUAGCUACCGGUAGCUCGCUGCGCGAAUCUCUCACGGUCGUUCUUCCUUCCCUUCUCUUCUCUUCUUUUCGCAGCGGGGCUGGUUCACUCGUUCUUCUUCUUCAACGCCGUUAUUUUAAUUCCUGCUUUUUUUCUUCGACACAACAUCCACCUCUUCCGCCAUGGGGAUGCUAAUCAAGAACCACUGGGCCCGCCUCAUCAUCCUGACGGCCGCUGCUUACCAAAUCGCCGCCGCAGUAGAAGCCUUCUUCUGGCCCAAAAUCUUCUGGGACUUCCUGACCAAGAACCUUGACGGCGCCGUGAAACCCAUUCCCGCCCUGCAAAUCAUCAAUCUCCUCCUGGGCAUCUUCGGCCUCGCCUACGAGUGGCCGCUCCCGUUGCUGGCCGGCACCGGGAUCCACAGGUCGAUUGAGGCGCGGCUGAUCAUCUAUCCGCUGAGUGCGCUGUGUGCGCUGCUCAUCUAUCAGGGCACGAACUCGGGGCUCUACUACAUUGUCGGGAUGAUGGCGUACUUUUGGGCGUAUAGCGAGGGCGAGAUUGUAUGUCCUGAACCUUGGACACUGCCGAAGCGCGGCUCCACAAUCCGGAAUCGAGUGUAGUGCUACUCUUUCAAGCACAACAGCUCCCCUCCUCUCCGCAAAGAGCCAUGUCAAUAUCGAUUUUGAAAGCUAUAUAUACCAAAAUCACGAUUCGCAUCCAUCAACCGAUCCAUCAGUCCGCUCCAUUGUGUAGCACGGCGGAAGGCGUUAGUUUUGUUUUAGGCGUGGGUGGGCAUUUAUCAA